Lotus japonicus is the source of this 1403-nucleotide messenger RNA. RefSeq names its product glyoxylase I 4. The record is from RefSeq and is a predicted model, not a curated record. Lineage: Eukaryota; Viridiplantae; Streptophyta; Magnoliopsida; Fabales; Fabaceae. The coding region runs from base 592 to 1113 and encodes 173 amino acids. The transcript is spliced from 5 exons.
GAAUCCAUGAUUUCAGCUAUCUCAUGUUACUUGCAUGAUGUAUCUGUACCCAUCUGGGGUUUUGCGUCAAGUUGGCGAAUUGAUGGUCUUAAAAACAUCACAAAGGGAUUUUAAUCCGGGUUUGCAGUAUAGGUAGACUUGGGUGUUGGAUGUUUUUUCUUUUGACUUUUUGUUCCUAACCAGGAAAUUUGUCUUGGGUUGUCUGUUAUUUCUUCAGCUGCUUAAUUUUUUGCAACUCAUACAUGUUUUAGUAUUACAAGGUGCAAAUUGCAUGAUUUUUAACUCAUUAGCUACUUAUGUUGUUGGGUUGUUUUAAUCUAAUACCCUGGCUUACUAGGAAUUUAGAAGUACUUAUGUUUUUAGGAAUUUUAGUACUUUGUUUGUUGUUUUUCGCGGUAACCGUACUUGAUUGUUUGCUAAGGAAAAAGAAGACAAUUUUGUUUUCUUUUGUACUUGCCUACCAGAUUGGGAAAAAACAAGUCUGGAUGAAUGAUCUUGAAGCAUUUUGAACUGAAUGCUAGCAAUAUUAGUUCAAGUUGUACUUUCAGCAAUUUCUGAGCAUUGAAUUAUGUCAGCUUUUCACCCCUAACCAUGAACCUGCAGUCCAAAUUUUAUCAUGCUAGUGUUAAAAAUGGGAGAUGCUAUGUUCCAAGCAUGUCAAUAAAAGCUCAGGUGGCUGUUGAGGGGGAUGUACUUGACAAAGAAUCAGAGCCUAUUAAUGAAGGAAGUGAUUAUGGAGUUGUUAGUAUUCACCAUGUUGGAAUUCUAUGUGAAAACCUGGAAAGAUCACUUGACUUCUAUCAAAACGUUUUAGGCCUCGAGAUAAAUGAAGCAAGGCCACAUGAUAAGCUUCCAUACAGAGGUGCUUGGUUGUGGGUAGGCUCCGAGAUGAUUCAUCUGAUGGAGCUUCCAAAUCCUGACCCUUUAACCGGACGACCUCAACAUGGGGGUCGAGAUCGUCAUACAUGUAUCGCGAUCCGGGAUGUUUCCAAGCUGAAAGCGAUCCUUGAUAAAGCUGGUAUUUCCUACACACUUAGCCGUUCUGGAAGACCAGCAAUUUUUACACGCGAUCCUGAUGCAAAUGCUCUGGAGUUUACACAAAUAGAUGACUGAUGAAUUUGGAUAUUACUUGCUAGCUCACCCUUUGGUGUCAAUAAGUCAUCAGAAGGUAGAAAUGAAUGCACAGCAGCACAUAUGAUUGCAUAUAUGUUAAGGCUGAACAGAUUGCAACUAGUAGCAAAGUAGCUUUGCUAUGCAGUGGGCACUAGAAGCAGCAUAGUACUGGCUCAUCUAAGUUUUCUAUGUUCAAACUUAGAAUAUGCUAUUGGCUUAUAGUAAAUCUGUAAUGAUAAAUGGAUCAUGAAUAAUGAGAAAUAGCAUUGAAAUUGACAAGAUUAUGGAAA